AUGUCCAAGCCCCGCCACACUUCCUACAGGGGAGAUACCGUUGGAACACUACUACUUGUAUUGCUCUUGGCAAGCACAGUCAGUGUUGUGGUGGCACAACAACAAUGUAACGGCGAUUUGUUUUCUUGCCCAGACGGAUCGCUUGUGGGCCGUGUUCCACCGGAAUGCGAUUUCUCCCCUUGUGGUGGUGGAGUUCAGUGUAAUAACGAUAUCUUCAGGUGUCCAGGAGGCGUCGAGGUUGUUCGCCAACCGCCCACGUGCGAGUUUGAAGACUGUCCAGGCUGCCCAGAUGAUUCAUUUGUGUGUGUUGACGGAACUGAGUUGUUUCGGGAUCCUACGCUGGAUUGCCAGUUUCCACCGUGCCCACCUCAACAAUGUGCUCAAGACAUAUUCACAUGCGAUGACGAUACAGAGCUGGUGCGGGAUCCGGAUCUGAAUUGUGAAUUCCCACCAUGCCCUACCCCGGUCUGCCCCUUAGACUCGUUUACCUGUGAUGACGGCACAGAACUUAUUCGAGAUCCUGACUUGGAUUGUGAAUUUCCAGAAUGCCCUACCCCGGUCUGCCCCUUAGACUCGUUUACCUGUGAUGAUGGCACAGAACUUAUUCGAGAUCCUGACUUGGAUUGUGAAUUUCCGGAAUGCCCCACCCCAGCAUGCCCCCAAGACAUAAAAGUGUGCCCCGAUGGUACCGAGCUCACCCGAACUGAACCUGACUGUCAGUUCCCAGACUGCCCGCCACCUGCAUGCCCCGCAGACACCAUUACCUGCCCGGGUGGAGAUGUGAUUAUUCGAAUUCCUCCGGAAUGCAAUUUCCCUGAUUGUCCACCUGUUACCUGCAACCAAGACCUUAUCCAAUGUCCUGAUGGCUCCUUUGUUUCGAGAGUGCCACCGACCUGCGAAUUUGAAGACUGCCCAGAAAUUGAAACAUGUGACACUGACGUCAAAGAGUGCUUUAAUGGAACUUUCGUGUCUCGGGUCCCACCCGAAUGCAACUUUCCUCCCUGCCCCCCACUUGUUUGCCCAGCAGAUGUCCUGGAAUGCAGCGAUGGGUCUGUGGUUUCACGUGACCCUAGUUUGGACUGCGAGUUUCCUCCUUGCCCCAAACCCGACGUUUGCACUCAAGAUGUCAAGCAGUGCCCUAACGGAGUCUUCUUGUCGAGGGAUCCAAAUCUUAAUUGUGCGUUCCCGCCAUGUCCAAUGACCGAAUACUUCAUGUUAGCUGCGGCAAGCGAUGGGUGCAUUGGGAGGCGUGAUUUCAUGGCCGGCUCUGAGCUACUCCUUAAGGAAUGCAGCUUUGACGAUGAUGCUGUUUUAUGGCGGCAAGACCUGGAAGGUCGGUUUCACAGCAAAUCUGACGACAGCAUGUGUAUUCAGGCUGGUCAAGUGCCUGAGAUUUCGACGGGCGUUGACGGACUAAUGUCUGGGAAUUCGAUGUAUCUGAAGCCAUGCAACCAGAACUUGAAGAUGGAACUUCAGGUGUUUGACGAAUCAUGGACAGUUGCAGGAAUGUCGGGUCCCUUGUUCUUGCGCGCUCGUGAAGAUCUCUGCGUCGUCCACUUUGGUGCUAUACCCGAGAUUGGAGAAGACCGCAUCAUGCUACUGUCGUGCAAUCAGCUUGGAGGAGACCGAGCACUGGGCUGGACAGCACUUUACCCCAACUACAACUAUGUAACCCUUCGCGCUGCCGGUGGAGGGUGCCUUGCUCGCAAGGGUCGGGGAACUGGUGGUGACCUCUUUCUUGACUCCUGUUCCUCCGACGAUUUCAAUCUUCAAUGGAGGCUAGAUAUGGAAGGCAGAUUUCGCAGUAGACUUGAUGACUCUGAAUGCAUGCAAGCAGCUCAAUACCCUGCUCUCAUGCUGGGCCCAGACGCCUUGGGGCAAGGAACACCAAUGUAUGCCAAGGGCUGCAAUGGCCCAUUGAAACCACCGUUCCAGAUAAUGGCUAUCCCCACACUGCCUGCGACUCAAGGGCACAUCAAAGUUGCAAGCCGUCCAGAUCUGUGUGUGACCCAUUUUGGAGCAGUGGCAGAAAUAGGCCAAAGCCGAAUCAUCUUGGCAGAGUGCAAUGUGCUUGGAGGAUUCCGUGGUCGGGGUUGGAUUGCUGAAGACCCCUGCAUCCAUCCUCCCUUUUGCCAACCUGCGACUCUGCCAUCCUCAAACUUUCCCUAG
Seminavis robusta is the source of this 2169-nucleotide messenger RNA. NCBI's taxonomy places the organism in Eukaryota, Bacillariophyta, Bacillariophyceae, Naviculales, Naviculaceae. The record is from the annotation of a GenBank genome assembly.